UUAUGUGUCAAUAAUUCACACAGCAACAUGGCGGCGCAAGAUGAAGUUGACGUAUGUGAAAGUUGGGAGGAUAUGGACGAAAUUGGUUUAGACCGGAAGAUCAAACUUAUGUCUAGCGUACCGCCGCUGAAAGGUUGCAAGGUUACAAACGUAAUUGUGGAAGAGAGCGCGUGUAUUGGGUCUCAGUGCGUUAUGCCGGAGCCAGCUAUUCGUAUACUAAAGCGUCCGUCAUCACUAGGCAGCGGGCAGCUUAAUGGAGAAAGUCGCGCGCGGCCUGUGAAAACAUUGGAACAAAGGCAGAAAGAGUAUGAGGAGGCUCGCUUAAGGAUACUCGGCGAAGCUCGAAGUCCAGAGGACGUUAUCGAUGAUAAAGUUACAAUUUGUUUCAGUCUCACUCGGCUACAAGAUAAAUUACAAGCAAACAAUCUCAACGACAAUCAAAGUGGCGGUAAAAGUAAAAACUGUCACAAUGAUAAUAAUAAAAUUAAAGAGAAAAAAGUACUCGCCAGGUUACCACCAGGUGCUACAGCGGCUGGUGUCUAUCCUUCACCCCCACCACCUGGAGUCCUUGUUAUAAGAACUCCUAGAGGUCCAGAUGGAACCAAAGGUUUUGUGCGGAGGUAGCAGUAUAUGAAUACUAAAUUUAAUAUUAUUAUAAUCCAUCCAAUAAUUUCAUCAAUUAUAGCCCAUUGGACUUAUAUCUUUUGGAAGGUAUGAAAUAUGGUUAUGUUAUUUCACAAUUUCUUAACAAAACGGAUAGUUUUUUUUUAUUUCUUACAUUAAUAUAUACUGUAUUUGUAUCACUAUAUAUUGUGAUUAUAUAUAAACAAAUUUUCUCAUUGAAACUUGCUAUGUUAAGUUUCUACUUUGCAAGUAAACAUUCUCAAUACAAAUGCCAAAGAAGAAAUUGUGAAAUAUACAACUAAUUAUGAGUGCUCAUUUCAGGGAACAAAUUAUAUAUAUUGUAAUAUUACAAUAUUUUAGAUAGACAACAAAUUUAUGAGAUAGGCUCAUUCACAGUCAAUCGAAAGAGGUUUGAAUCAAAAAGUAUUAUUAAACAUUCAUAUUUAAAAAAUUACCACAUGUUCUUAUGUCAAGGAUUGUUAACAAAUCCCUAGUUAGCUUGUUGAAUAAAUUAAUCAUAGAAUAUUCAUUAAAACUA
Molecule: messenger RNA, 1162 nt
Organism: Vanessa tameamea
Lineage: Eukaryota; Metazoa; Arthropoda; Insecta; Lepidoptera; Nymphalidae
Product: SUZ domain-containing protein 1-like
Exons: 3
Coding region: 28-624 (198 amino acids)
Source: RefSeq, a predicted model, not a curated record